Molecule: messenger RNA, 3477 nt
Organism: Nematolebias whitei (Rio pearlfish)
Lineage: Eukaryota; Metazoa; Chordata; Actinopteri; Cyprinodontiformes; Rivulidae
Gene: adnp2b
Product: ADNP homeobox 2b
Exons: 4
Coding region: 237-3221 (994 amino acids)
Biological process (GO): regulation of gene expression
Cellular component (GO): nucleus
Molecular function (GO): DNA binding
Source: RefSeq, a predicted model, not a curated record
CGGCUGCUGUCCUCACGGUUCGUAUUUACCUUCAGUCUUCAAGCUGCGGUGGGUGUAGCCGCAGGAUGGCGCGCCGGUGAGUGUCGGUGCGCAGCGCUCGGAGCACACGCAGUUCGCCGACACGCAGUUGACGCGGGCGGGUGGAAGAGUGGUGGACGCUAGCUCUGCCGGAGGUGGCACAGCGACGACUAAUGACUUAAUCUGCGCGGAGAAAUCAACGAGGAUUUGUGGGAAUCAUGUAUCAGCUUCCAGUUGGAAAUGUUGAAAAGAUUCGAAAAGCUCGUAAAGCCGUGAAAAACAUCUUAAGUGAAAUUGGCCUAGAAGACUGUCAGAAUCUGCUGAAGGAUCUCAAUGAAAACUCCCCAGACUCGGAUAGAGAGGAAGCCUUUCAGGAAACGGACUGGACCGACGUUACAAAUGGAUAUAGCCGACGGCGAAAGAAGUGGCCUUAUCGAUCUCACUCUGUGUGCUGCAGCAUGUGCAAGUACAGUACAAAAAACAUCUACAACUUCAGGGUCCACAUUGCUCGCUGCCAUAUUUAUGGUCAGUCAGCCUGUGCACUGGCACCCUGCACUCAGUGCCUCUUUAUUGCCCACCCUAGGAUUGUCAAGAAGCACAUGCUCUUCUUUCAUGGCAAAGUCCCUGCAGCAAUGGCACCCGCUACACAGCAGCCACAGAAGACAAGUUCUACACGCAUCCAUAAUGGAAACCAAAGGUAUCAGUGUGCAAGAUGCGGCUAUCCAAGCUCCUUUAUCUUUGCAAUGAAGAAGCACGUCAUUCUCAAGCACCUGGCUCAUUUGGCAGAGCAGUUCAUUGGUUACAGAUUACACCAACAAGGGAAUGCUUCUGUAAGGAUCUACUGCUGCAAAGAGUGCAAGGUGAACACUGGAACUCUAGACCAAAUGUUGCACCACAUGCUAGUUGAACCAGCACACUAUUCUAUCAGCACAGCGGUGCAGAGCGUGAUUUCUGAGAACAAGAACUACUUGAAACCAGCUGCUAAUGGGAAUGGAGUGUUUGUCACAUUCCCAAGCAUCGCUCCAAAACCACAGACACAGCAAAUAUUCACCAAGAGCUCUUUAGUUUUACCAAGUAAUGGCCAGCCUGCUGGGACUGUCGUGGCUGUGCAGCCACUACAGGGAACUACAAACAGUACAACUCUGAUUUGUGCUCCUGGAACUAAUCAAGCUUUUCUGCCCCCCCAAGCAUCAGCGCUAGUGCAGCUCGCUAGUGCUGAAGCUAAAGGUUUGCUCCAGCCAGGUGCCACAAUAGCUCUCCAAAGUGCACUGCCCCAAGGAUCAUCUGUGGUCCCGCUUCCCACAGUGUCCAAUAUGUCUCUGAAACAGGCUCCGGUAACCUUAUCUGCUGCUAUAACUCAGCCUCAACAGACACAGCAAGCACAGCAAAUCGUUCUUCCUUCGGGACUGCAGUCCAAGGUGGCAGCUGGAACCGGGACUGUGUCCAAGCCAAUAAAAUCUGUUGCUCUCCAGGGUACCAUGCUGACUUCACAGUCCCUGCAGAAUCAUCUGAUCCCAACUGGGAACAAGGUGAAUGGCAUGCCCACGUACACUUUUGCACCACUGCAAGCGGCUUUGCCCGUCUCUCAGAGAGUGUCCACUCCCCUCCAAUCCGUCGAUCAGGGUAACUCUGCACCCCAAACCAAGAAAUGGAUCACGUGCCCCCACUGCAAUGAGCUAUUCCCUGCCAAUGUAUUCGACAUGCACAUGGAGGCCGCGCAUCCGACAAAAUCCUCAUUCAAAACCGAAACCGUGGCCGCCCAAUCAUCUUCCCUCAAGAAAAUGUCUGACAAAACUGUCAAAUGUCUAACGUGCAAAGUUCUGCUGUCAGAAAAGUCGAUUUUCCAACAUCUGCUGCAUGGCCUCAACUGUUUGUACUGCAAAGCUGCGUUCUUUUCAGUCAAACAGCUUAUGGAACAUGUAAAGAUGCACAACCCCUCAAGCAGGGCGUACUGUGAUGUACUAAGGCAGAAGUACAGGGUGUACUCAAAAGGAAAUGGGGAGAUUCUGUUUCCUUACAUCGAUGUGACGACCGUGGCACCAAAAGAGGUCAUAGGAGACAGAGAGGUCAAUCUUGCCCUGGUCACAAAUACUCUUGAACUGAUCUACUUUAAACUACAGCCCAUUAACCAGCAUGACAUCUGCUCUGCACCUGCUAAAGUCAGCAGCACAUACUGUCCCUUUUGCAGUGAGAAGUUCCAGAAUCAGACCAACCACCUCCAGCACCUGAAGCAGAAGCACUUUGUGGCGCCCACCAUUCACGCUAUCCUCAAGACAGAAGCUUAUAAAUGCAUAUACUGCAAUGGUGUGUACACUGGAAAGGUCACCCAGCAGGCUGUGAUGCUCCACAUUCAAAGAUGCCGUUGUUCACCAAAGCCCCCACAACCACCACCGCAACCACCUAAACCUGUACCAGUGAUACAGGCGCAGCCACCACCGAAACCAGCUCAGCAGCUCAGUCAGGCUCCUGGACUCUACUUUUUACAAAUGCCACAAGGCCUGACGAUGGCGCAGGCUUUGGCUCCAGCUCGAGUGGUUGCUGCUCCGCGCCCUGCACAGCCUCCAGAGUCUGAGGCGGAGUUGCAGUCUAAGAGGAGGCUGGAAGCUGCGCUGAAGGAGGCCAUGGAAGCCAAUAAGCGGGAGAGAGAGGUAAAGGCUGCCAUGCGCAAGAAGCGUGAGCAGGAGAAGCUGCAGCAGGCGAAGCUGCUGCAAGAGAAGCUGCUGCAGGAGAAGCAGCAACAGCUGGAGGCGGCGGCCAAAAGCGAUCCCAACGUGAAACUCGCGUUGGAGCCAACCUCGGCGGAGAGGCGCGACAGCGAGGAGCGCAGGGAUUUCAUGUCCAAGUACUUCAACGUGAACCCGUACGCGAGCAAAGCAGAAGCCGAAGAGCUGUCCAGGAGGCUGUGCGUCACCAAAGGCGAGGUGGCGGGACAUUUCGGCAAGAAGCGCAGCAAGUGCAUGAAGACUCUCAAGAAGAACGUGGUCGCCGUCCUCCUGGGCUUCAACAUGACCGAGCUGAGCAAAGUGAAGCACGACCUCCAGAUCCCAGAGCAGCAGCCGCCGGACGACACAGCCGAGUCGCAGGAGGACGACUCGGGGGAGUCGCCGGCACAAAUGCCACCGUCUGCGGAUGCAGCAGAACCGAUGGAUGCAAGUGAAGCGGAGAAAGUUCCAGAAGAGGAGCAGGUCCAGCCGAUGGAAUGAGCUCGUCGAUGUUUAAAAACAACACCUGAAAACAGCAAAUCUCACAAAUGUUUGGAUUUAAAACACAAACUCCUGUUGAGUGAUGGUUUGUGCUGACGGGGGUUUACAGAUGAUCAUGCAGUUCCUACUAUACAAGUAAUCCUGUAACCGAGGACAGUUUGUUGAUGUAGCCUCGUUGUCUGCACUUCAUUUGACCUCUGUGGCACCGGCAGUCCUUAUUCUAAUUUCCACACGCCACGUUGUUGAUAAAUGUUCA